Molecule: messenger RNA, 831 nt
Organism: Rotaria sp. Silwood2
Lineage: Eukaryota; Metazoa; Rotifera; Eurotatoria; Philodinida; Philodinidae
Source: the annotation of a GenBank genome assembly
AUGAUAUUCAUUAUCGGAACGAUUUUACCAAUCAAAGGAUUAACAACAGGUAAUCUUCUUCGUAACGGAGAUUUCAGUCAAAUAGAAUAUGAUGGACAACCAAGCAUUUGGAACGUUAAUGUCGGACAGGAUGAUCAUUCACGAAAUCCAAAUGAUAAAGCAAGUAAUUGGAUUGGGAUUGUAAAAUCAGGUGAAUUGAUUCAACAUCUUAGUCUUUAUGGUGAAGAAGGAUAUCCAGAUGAUCAAGCCGAAAGACGAAUUUUAUUUCUUUUGAACGAAUUGAAACUACAUCUCGAACAGUCUUAUGGUCCUUCUGGCUAUAUGCAAGAAGGAUUUAGCUAUCUUGCAUACAUAUUACCCAUUCUUGGUCCAGCUGUUUAUCUAGCAAAGCAUAUGGAAAUCUCCAUUUUCGAUGAAGCUUGGUCUCGUCCAGAUUGGCAUAACUUAGCUUUACACAUAAUUUCAUUGAGACAACAGAGAAAUUCUUUGCAAUUUGGUGUAUCAGACUCAACUUAUUCGUACAAUGGAUUUAUGCCAUUUAUUUUCAACUCUACUAAUGACACAAACAUAAAGGCUGCUCUAAAAUGGUUGUAUGAUCGUACCAUGGGAAUCAAUUCGUCUUCACCAGCAUACGACGGUAAAGAUAAAAGUGCUGCAUUGUUGUACUAUCCAUAUGAAAUAGCAGCUCAGUAUCCGAGCAUUGCAUUUCCAAGAUCAAUUUCAAUGAUUAGUGACAAAAUCGAUGGAUUCUAUGGAUUUCACAAUCGUUAUCGAGAUGAGAACGAUGUACUAAUUGCACUUAUGAAUCGAAAUAGACGUCAUAGAGGAUAG